Messenger RNA from Dioscorea cayenensis subsp. rotundata (Guinea yam), 1572 nucleotides. Its product is annotated as glutathionyl-hydroquinone reductase YqjG-like. Gene Ontology annotation, molecular function: glutathione transferase activity. Lineage: Eukaryota; Viridiplantae; Streptophyta; Magnoliopsida; Dioscoreales; Dioscoreaceae. Gene Ontology annotation, cellular component: cytoplasm. The coding region runs from base 314 to 1348 and encodes 344 amino acids. The transcript is spliced from 8 exons. The record is from RefSeq and is a predicted model, not a curated record.
CCCAAAAUCCUUAAUUUGGUUCUACGGCCGAUUUGGCCAUAAAACCAAAUCAUGGGAUUUUGAGAAACCUCAUAUGGGAAAACUAAAUCAUCCCUGAUCCAAACCUUUCAGAAAACCUCUUUCCUUCACCUUCAUUUCACCGGCAGUCUCUCGUUGAUGAUCUAUACAUAGUUAUGAGUCUUCACUGUUUCUCUGCGGUUCUUCUAAUCUAGCACUCUCUGGUGUCUCUUUGGGUGGCAUCAUCUACUUCUUUGAGGUGUUGGAGGAAUUAACAACAUCCAUAUAGAAUGUUCAUGCAUGGUCUCUAAGUGACAUGUUUUGUGAACAUGCACAAGCCACACCAUCAACAGGAGUACUGCAUUCGGUUCACAUGGCUCGAUCAGCAUUGGAAGAGACUUCCGAGUCUGGUGCAUUCAAUCGCACACCAUCAACUUUUCGGAGUUUAAUUUCAAGAGAUAAGACAUCUCCUUUUCCUGCAGAAUCUGGUAGGUAUCAUCUAUAUGUAUCAUACGCAUGUCCGUGGGCAUCCAGGUGUUUAGCAUACUUAAAGCUCAAAGGGCUGGACAAUGUAAUCAGCUACUCGUCUGUAAAACCAAAAUGGGAAAGGACCAAGGAAACUGAUGAGCAUUAUGGAUGGGUUUUUCCUGCUUCUAGCAUGGAAGAACCAGGAGCUGAACCUGAUAAGCUAAAUGGAGUUACAAGUAUCAGAGCUCUUUAUGAGUUUGCAAGCCCUAAUUAUUCUGGAAAAUAUACUGUUCCAGUUCUUUGGGAUAAAAAGCUUAAAACAGUUGUCAACAAUGAAAGCUCGGAUAUAAUACGUAUGAUGAACACUGAGUUUAAUGAUAUGGCAGAGAAUGUGGAUUUGGAUUUAUACCCUACUCAUUUGCAGCCUCUUAUUGAUGAGGUCAAUGAAUGGGUAUAUGAUGGAAUUAACAAUGGUGUUUACAGGUGUGGAUUUGCUAAGAAACAAGAGCCUUACGAUGAGGCAGUCACAAAGUUAUAUGAAGCCUUGGACAAGUGUGAAGAGAUACUAAGCAAGCAGCGGUACAUUUGUGGGAAUGUGUUGACUGAAGCUGAUGUGCGCUUGUUUGUCACUCUCAUAAGAUUUGAUGAGGUUUAUGUUGUUCAUUUCAAGUGCAACAAGAAGCUGAUACGAGAGUAUCCAAAUCUGUUCAACUACACCAAAGACAUAUACCAAACCAAUGGCAUGAGCAGCACCGUUAACAUGGAACACAUCAAGAAGCACUACUACGGAAGCCACCCAUCCAUCAAUCCAUUCGGUAUUGUUCCAAUUGGUUCCAACAUCGAUUUCUCUGCUCCUCAUGACAGAGCUCGCUUUGCCCCUUAAAAAACUCCCAAUGAGUGUUCGUGCCCACCUUUCCAUAUAUUUAUCAACUUAUGAAUGUGUUUUCUUUCCUAUGUGCUCAAUUGUCUCAUGUGGAGAAGAACAACAUCCUCUGUUUUUGAAUGCUUGCUUCUGUAUGCUAAACUAAAGCAUGUUUGUCCCCCAUCUUCACUCUUUCUCUCUCUCUCUAUUUAUAUUUCUAAAAUAAUUAUGUGAGUUUGUAUCUA